GCCACGUGUCACCCCUUGACUUUUCGUACGUAGUAGUCGCCAUGUAAACAGAGGAAGCUCACAAUCUUCAUUUCUUGAGAGAUCCAAAAAAAGAAUCAGAAAGAAGAAGAAGAAGACUCCAAAAACGAUGCCGUAUUACACCAACGACGACAAUGACGUCGACGAUUUCACCGAAUACGAUCCGAUGCCUUAUAGUGGAGGCUACGACAUCACCGUGACAUACGGCCGUUCAAUUCCACCGUCCGACGAGACUUGUUACCCUCUCUCCUCUCUCUCCGGCGACGCCUUUGAGUAUCAGCGACCUAAUUUCUCUUCUAACCACGAUUCUUCUGCUUAUGACGACCAAGCUCUUAAAACCGAGUACAGUAGCUAUGCACGACCCGGACCCGUUGGAUCUGGAUCUGAUUUUGGCCGGAAACCUAAUUCUGGAUAUGGAGGGAGAACGGAGGUUGAGUAUGGCCGGAAAACUGAAUCGGAGCAUGGAUCUGGCUAUGGUGGAAGAAUUGAGAGCGAUUACGUGAAGCCUAGCUAUGGCGGUCACGAGGAUGAUGGUGACGAUGGUCACAAAAAACAUAGUGGUAAGGAUUAUGAUGAUGGAGAUGAGAAGAGUAAGAAGAAGGAGAAGGAGAAGAAGAAGGAUAAGAAGAAAGAUGGUAAUAACUCUGAAGAUGAUGAGUUUAAGAAGAAGAAGAAGAAAGAGCAGUACAAGGAGCAUCAUGAUGAUGAUGAUUAUGAUGAGAAGAAGAAGAAGAAGAAAGACUAUAAUGAUGAUGAUGAGAAGAAGAAGAAGAAGCAUUAUAAUGAUGAUGAUGAUGAGAAGAAGAAGAAGCAUAAUUACAAUGAUGAUGAUGAUGAGAAGAAGAAGAAGAAGGAGUAUCAUGAUGAUGAGGAUAAGAAGAAGAAGAAGCACUAUGAUAAUGAUGAUGAUGAGAAGAAGAAGAAGAAGGAUCAUCGUGAUGAUGAUGAUGAGAAGAAGAAGAAGAAGGAUAAGCACCACAAGGGACAUGACUAAAAAAGCUUUAUGAUUUGGGAUUUGCAUUCUUAUGACUAAAUAAGUAACAAUAACAACCUAAGCACACUGCUCUCUACGUUUAUGUCAAUUGUUGUUUUGUUUUUGCUUUGUGUUUUUGCUUCGUGUUUUUGCUAACUUUAGUGAGAUCUUCAUAAGUCAUAUAUGUUAAGUGUGUCUUCUAGUGAUGUCCUUUGGUUUAACGAAUCCGCCUACUACUUUAUGACCCGUAAAUGACCUACGGGUUUGGCGGGGUUUACUCAGCCGUUUGAAUUCACGGGUUAAGUUUUCUACGGGAACAGCUCAUAAACGGUCCAAAAUACAGAGAACAAAACUUGCUAUUUUAUAUAUGAUCUUGAGUUUGGUCUAAAGCAAAAUUUGCUAUUUAAGUUUCUCAAAAUUCAAGAUGAAGACUAUUGAUUGGUUAAGUAAGUAUAAGAA
Molecule: messenger RNA, 1450 nt
Organism: Arabidopsis thaliana (thale cress)
Lineage: Eukaryota; Viridiplantae; Streptophyta; Magnoliopsida; Brassicales; Brassicaceae
Product: glycine-rich protein
Exons: 2
Coding region: 128-1012 (294 amino acids)
Molecular function (GO): phosphatidic acid binding
Source: RefSeq, marked reviewed